Dracunculus medinensis (Guinea worm) is the source of this 3687-nucleotide messenger RNA. The record is from the annotation of a GenBank genome assembly. Lineage: Eukaryota; Metazoa; Nematoda; Chromadorea; Rhabditida; Dracunculidae.
AUGUUAAAAAAAUUUGAAUCCAAAUCUGCUCGAGUGAAAGGUCUUUCAUUUCAUCCGACUCGUCCAUGGAUCUUAGCUUCAUUACAUAGCGGUAUUAUUCAGUUAUGGGAUUAUCGAAUGUGCGUUCUCCUAGAUAAAUUUGAUGAACAUGAUGGCCCAGUACGAGGGAUCGCUUUCCAUAACCAGCAACCAAUAUUUGUAUCUGGUGGGGAUGAUUAUAAGAUAAAGGUUUGGAAUUAUAAACAGCGUCGAUGUAUUUUCACUCUUUUGGGUCAUCUUGAUUAUAUUCGCACAACUUUUUUCCAUGAAAAUUAUCCAUGGAUAAUUAGCGCUUCAGAUGACCAAACAGUUCGCAUUUGGAAUUGGCAGAGUCGUCAUAGUAUUGCUAUUUUGACAGGUCAUAAUCAUUAUGUUAUGUGCGCGCAAUUUCAUCCAACUGAUGAUCUUGUAGCGUCAGCUUCAUUAGACCAAACCGUUCGUAUAUGGGAUAUAUCGGCAUUGCGUAAGAAGAAUGUCGCACCAGGUGGUAAAAGCGAUACGAGCAAAACCCGCAUAACCGCCGGCACUCAAGUAGAUCUCUUCGGGCAGCCUGAUGUCGUUGUUAAACAUGUUCUUGAAGGCCAUGAUAGAGGUGUGAACUGGGUAGCUUUUCAUCAUACGAUGCCACUUCUGGUAUCGGGUGCAGACGAUCGUCAAGUAAAAAUGUGGCGUUAUAAUGAAAGUAAAGCUUGGGAAGUGGAUUCAUGUCGUGGACAUUAUAAUAAUGUUUCAUCUGUAUUAUUUCAUCCAAAGGCAGAAUUGAUUCUAAGUAACUCAGAAGAUAAAAGCAUACGAGUUUGGGAUAUGCAAAAGCGAACUUGUUUGCAUACUUUCAGACAUGAUAAUGAUCGAUUCUGGGUAUUGGCUUCGCAUCCAUCAUUGAAUAUGUUCGCAGCUGGACAUGAUAAUGGCAUGAUUGUCUUCAAAAUCGAAAGAGAACGUCCAGCUUUUAAUGUUCAUGAAAAUCUUGUAUUUUAUGUUAAGGACAGACAAUUGCGACGAUUAGAUCUUACAAAUAACAAGGAUGUUGCUCUCAUUCAAUUACGAGGCAAUAAGCUUACCCAACCUUAUUAUUCAUUGCAUUAUAAUCCGGCAGAAAAUGCAUUCCUUCUUGUUACUCGUGCAACUUUAGCGGAAAAUAGUACAUAUGAUAUGUACAAGGUUUCUAAGGAUGCUCACGAGAAUAUUUCUAGUGAUCCGCCUGAGGCUAAACGAUCUCCUGGUGUUGCUGCUAUAUGGGUAGCACGGAAUCGAUUCGCUGUUCUUGAUAAAAAUCAACAGAUUACGAUUCGUGAUCUUUCUAAUAGAGAGAAUAAAAAAAUCGAAUACAAUGCACCAGUCGAGGACAUUUUUUAUGCUGGAACAGGAUUUUUGCUUUUGAAAGAUAAAGAAAGUCUACAGUUAUUCGAUGUGCAACAGAAGCGUGUUUUGGCAGUUGCCAAAGUUCCUCGAGUUAAAUAUAUUGUUUGGUCAAAAAAUAUGGAAUUCGCAGCUUUGCUUUCGAAGCAUUCAUUAACGGUGAUUAAUCGAAAGCUUGAGAUAAUGUGCUCAAUACAAGAAUCAACUCGAGUAAAAAGUGGGACCUGGGAAAACAAUGGAGUUUUUAUAUAUACGACCAGCAAUCAUAUAAAAUACGCUCUUACAACAGGAGAUUUUGGUAUUAUUCGUACACUAGAUGUGCCAGUGUACCUACUUGCUGUACGUGGAGAUCGACUUUAUUGUCUUAAUCGCGAAGCUGCGCCUAUCGAACUUCCAAUCGAUCCAACUGAAUACUGUUUCAAGUUGGCGCUGAUCAACAGGCGCUAUGAUGAAGUACUGAAUACGGUUCGUUCAGCAAAUCUUGUUGGUCAGUCCAUAAUUGCGUAUUUGCAAAAGAAAGGUUAUCCAGAAAUAGCACUCCAUUUUGUAAAAGACGAGAAGACGAGAUUUGGCUUAGCGUUGGAGUGCGGUAAUCUUGAAGUUGCAUUAGAGGCAGCAAAAGUAUUAGACGAUAAAUCGAUUUGGGAAGCACUUGGUACUGCCGCUUUGAUGCAAGGCAAUCAUCAGCGUACGAAAGAUUUUGAAAAAUUGGCAUUUUUAUACCUAAUAACUGGUAAUAUGGAGAAAUUGCAAAAAAUGAUGAAAAUAGCUCAAAUAAGAAAGGAUAUUAAUGGUCAUUAUCAAACAGCACUUUAUCUUGGAGAUGUGGGUGAACGCGUCAAAGUAUUGAAAGAAGUUGGUCAGAUAUCGUUGGCAUAUUUGACUGCAGCUACUCACGGUAUGGAAGAGGAAGCGAAUGAAUUGCGAGAAGAUUUGAUCAAGAGAGACCAAAAUGUUCCUCCAGUUGACCCCAAUGCUCGCCUGCUUGUUCCACCUCCUCCAAUUCGCCAGAUGGAUGAGAACUGGCCUCUUUUGACUGUAACACGCAUGCCACUUUCUUCUCAACUAAUUGGAAACAUUCCACUCCAUGGGAUUGCAGCAAAUAAAAGUCAUGUCGCGACAGCAUUUUCUGGAAAGGAUAUUGAUAUUGACGUAGGAGAGGCGUGGGGUGGAGAUGAUCUUAUGCUUGAUGAAGAUGGAAAUCUAGAUGUUGAUGAAAAUGAAAUAAAUGGCACUAAUGAAGAAGGCAAUAAAGAAGGAGGAUGGGAUAUUGAUGAUGAUCUUGGGUUGCCACCUGAUGUUGAAGCUCGAUUUGGAGAUGAUGAAUUUUACGCACCACCAACUCGUGGACAGCCACCUUCAUUUUACUGGCCUAAUUCUUCGAGGUUAGUGGCUGAUCAUAUUGCUGCUGGUGCAUUUGAUAGUGCUACUCGUUUAUUGCGCAGUCAGCUUGGAAUUGUAAAAGUAGAACCAUUUAAGCAACAUUUUCUCAGUGCUUAUGCUAGGUCGCGUGUGGCUUUCGAGGGCAUACCAAGUGCUGGCGUUGUUCUUUCAUAUCCUCUUCGAAAUUGGCAAGAAAAUGUUGGCAAAAGCGGAUUACCAGCAGUCGGUAUAAAACUGAAGGAUUUGGCCGAACGUCUACAAAUAUGUUAUCAGCUCACCACAAGUGGCAAAUUCAAUGAUGCUAUUGAUAAAUUAAGACAUUUAUUGCUUACUGUGCCAUUACUAGUGGUGAAUUCGAAACAAGAGGUUACUGACGCACAACAGCUCAUUGAAAUAUGUCGCGAAUACCUUGUGGGAUUACUAAUGGAAUCAGCUAGGAAGCAGGUUAAUACGGACAGCAUUGACGGUGCGAAACGAAGUGCUGAAAUGGCUGCAUACUUCACUCAUUGCCAACUUCAUCCUAGCCAUCAAAUCCUGACGCUGCGAACAGCAAUCAAACUUUUUUUCAAGUUGAAGCAAAUGAAGACUUGUGCUACGUUGUGCAAGAGGCUUUUGGAGCUUGGUCCAAGUUCUGAUGUUGCUGCUCAAAUUCGAAAAGUUCUCUCAGCUGCUGAAAAAAGUCCCACCAAUGCAUAUGAGCUGUUAUACGAUGAAUAUAAUCCAUUUGUCAUAUGCGCAAAGAAAUUUUCUCCUUUAUAUCGCGGCAUGCCACAAGUCAAAUGUCCAUUUUGUGGGGCUUCGUACUCACCCGAGUUUAUUAAAGAUAUAUGUGACGUUUGUGGAGUUGCAGAAAUUGGUUUUGAUGCUAUUGGACUUCGCAUUAGUAGUGUACAAGGCAAUAAAUAA